AUGGACCAAGACCUGGCCCGGGUGAAAAACGCGACCGGGUUGACGUUACUCUGCGUCGAUUUACCCGAGAAAAUCAAUCGCGCGAUGAUUGAAUUCGGGAUAAACUUAUUCGCGCAUCGCGUUUGCGACGGGGGGAGAUGGAAAGGCGCGAAAAUGCUCCCGAGGAGGCGGUUACAUUUCGCGUUCGUCGGGACGACGGAAGGAGGAGGAGGAACUGGUUCGCGAGUUGGGGAGUUUUUAUACGCGGAAGAGGAAGGUGAGGUGGAAAUUCGGACGUGGGACGCGAGGAACGAGCGGUUUUAUUCUUCUUCAUCUGAGCGGCGAAAUGGUGACCAACAUUUAACUGCAAAGGAGGAGAAGGAGGAAAAGGAAAAGGAAAAGGAACAAAAAGAGAGAUUGAUUUUAGGGGUGAAACGAGGUGAUUUCGACGCGGAACUGGGCGCCUACGAGGAAGAUUCGCGAGAAGAUUUACGGUGGAGAAGUUUAGUGAGCCUCAUAGAUUUAGAAUGUUUGAAACGAUGCGAAGUAGAACCUGGCGUGAUGUUCGUUCCAGGCGGCGUCGGGCGGUGUUUGGAUGCGUACGGGAGGAAGAAACGCUUGGCGAGAGACGUCGUCGAAGAGGAAGGAGCGAAGGAAGAAGAAGAGGAGGAUAGGAGAACGGCGAAGUUCACGUUUAAAGCGACAACGCGGGUACCUGAAGAUGCGAGCGCGGAGAUGUUGACGAAAAUUCACGUGGAUUGUAGGUUCAGAUUCGAGAGAGCACUGAAUAUGUUUGGCGGAAACCGAGAGGCGAUGUUAGCCGAACAACAGUUGGCGUACGUACUCUUUUUCACGUUCGGGUGUGGGAAGGGUUUAGAGCAGUGGAAGGAGUUGACAGUGAUUAUCGCGAACGUUAUGGUAGAGUAUAUGAAGGAAGAGGUGGAGAGGAAGACUGGUAGCGAGCAAUCUGCGAUGAAAGAUGCGCGCAUCGACCAAAAAGGCGAAGAGAAAGAAUUUUCCUCCUUCUUCGUGGGAUUCCUCGAUUCCUUGGAGGCGCAAUUCAACGACGACGCGACGAACGAAGGCACGUUGGACGAGGUCGUCUCCGAACUGGCACCAUCGAACUCGCGCGACGAGAAACAACUCUCCGAUAUCCUUCGCGACGCCAUCUCGAAAAGUUAUCACGUCGUUGCCUCCUCUCCAUCCUUCCCUCGCGACGUCGACGACGCCACGUAUGGAUGGCUCGCGCGUUUCGAAACCACCGCCAAACGAGUGUUGCAUCUGAAAAUAUUUAAAAAGCGAACACCACGUGAACUGCACAAUGCACAUCCAACGCUUAUCGUCGACCACGACGCGGAAACCGAGGAUGAACAACCUUUAAUCGUGGAGUUACCCGAAGGCGAGUACGCUCGCAUGGACAAAGACGAGGACGAGAUGGAAGUCGUCGUUGUCGUGGAAGCAGAAGCCGAGGAUAAGAACAACAUAGCCAAAAACGAAAAUAGUGGAAACACUCAUCAAAAUCGAAUGAGUUGGAUGGUCCAAUAG
Bathycoccus prasinos is the source of this 1524-nucleotide messenger RNA. RefSeq lists its product with no specific name. The record is from RefSeq and is a predicted model, not a curated record. Lineage: Eukaryota; Viridiplantae; Chlorophyta; Mamiellophyceae; Mamiellales; Bathycoccaceae. Gene Ontology annotation, biological process: spliceosomal tri-snRNP complex assembly. The transcript has a single exon. Bases 1 to 1524 code for a protein of 507 amino acids.